Messenger RNA from Octopus bimaculoides (California two-spot octopus), 620 nucleotides. RefSeq lists its product as uncharacterized. The record is from RefSeq and is a predicted model, not a curated record. Lineage: Eukaryota; Metazoa; Mollusca; Cephalopoda; Octopoda; Octopodidae.
CGUAAUUACAAGUAUUGUGUAUCUUGAGUAGAACGAUUUGCGAGGACAUUAUUUAUUAUCCCGUUAUAUCAUACGUUGAAUGUGUGAUACAACAGUGGCAACGAGGUAUUGAACAAUAUCGCCACUGAUACAACAGUGGAAACGAAGAUUCGGACAAUAUCGCUACUGAUACAACAGUAGUGUCAGGGUUUUGAACAGUACGAGAAUUCGAACAAUAUCGAAACUGAGAAUAGUACCGAAAUGGAACAGUUACUGAAAACAGUCGUAAAGCAACAAGAGCAGCAGCAGCAGCAACUACAGAAGUUAACAGACUUGAUACUGCAGUCAGGAAAUACGACAGAAUCAUUUUCAGCGGACGGAGUUACAAACUCCAUCGAAAAAUUUCAGUACAAACUGGAUGAAGGAACUACUUUUACCGCAUAUUACAAACGAUAUGAGGACAUAUUCAGAGAGGAAUGCAAGGGAUGGUCUAGUGAAAGGAAGGAAACCAUCAAGAUACUUGAAAAAGUGGUAAUCAGUAGGAGAAAGGUCUUGGGAAUAAGCUGGAUGGAGAAGAACUUCGUAGCCAAGUUCCUUCAACUUCUGGAGUGUCAGUAGUGGAAUGUGUGGUUGAGCAUUGU